Messenger RNA from Syngnathoides biaculeatus (alligator pipefish), 1348 nucleotides. It is a transcript of the gene tma16, whose product is annotated as translation machinery associated 16 homolog. Lineage: Eukaryota; Metazoa; Chordata; Actinopteri; Syngnathiformes; Syngnathidae. Gene Ontology annotation, cellular component: nucleus. The coding region runs from base 16 to 711 and encodes 231 amino acids. The transcript has 8 exons. The record is from RefSeq and is a predicted model, not a curated record.
UUACAGUUAGUGAGGAUGGAUAGUCAGAGCAAACUUUAUACGGAAUUUAACACGGUCCGCUUCCGGUGGAGCUGUCAACAAAACAGGCCACGAGUUUCCAAAGCAGACCUCAUGCCGAAGACACAGAUGAAGAGGAAAGCCCCGGAUAAGGUUGUGCAUCCGUACAGCCGGAAAGCAGCCUACAUGGCCCGGGAGGAAAUCCGACUCCAAAAGAAAGAACGACAUAAACUUGACAAAGCUGCACGCCUCAACAACAUUGGCGAAAAGCUGUUAUGGUUUCAGAGCCAGUUGGACCCAGAAAAGACAGCAUUCUGCAAAAAGGAUGCUUGUGACAUCAUUGAAAGGUACCUGCAGCGGUUUGACGACGAGCUGGAGCAGAUCGAGAUGAUGAACGGCAUCAAGGGGCGUCAGGGGCGCCUCCACGGCUCCAGGGAGGAUUUCAUCAAGCAGACCAUAGAGCGCGAGCGGGCGCUCUACCACGGUGCCGGGUUUGAGAUUCCAGACUUCAUCAAUGCAAAACAUCUGAAAACGUUCAGGGAAUGGACGGGCGAUCUGAAGAAACUUCCCAACAUUAAACUGAGAAAGGUUUCCAGCAUGGGCGCGGAAGUCAACGAGAAAGAGAAGAACGACGACCAACGGGAAGAAAAGUUGGACGAUGAUAAAGUUGAGGAGGAGUCGGACAAAAUUACUCCGAUGUCCGAUUCCAACUAAGACACGUAAUAUUGUCUUUCGGGAGCCUUGUCAAAGACUUUUUAACCGCAAACAACAAGCUUGCUACACUUUGUUUAUUGCACAAACAAAAGUGUUGUAGCUCAGCAAAAUAUAUUUUUAUCCAAAGACAAGAAAAAGUGGAGUCAUUAUGGUUUUUGUGGGAUCUCUUGGAGAAAAGUGAACACGUAAGUUAAAGUAAAUAACUUCUUUUUCUUUUUAGACAGUGAACGAUACGGUGGCCUGGAAGUGAUUUAGUAAUGGAUAAGUUUCCAAUUACACCAUCUUGUGUGUCAUAAAUGUCAGAGAACACAGGUGAGAGGUGAAGCGAAGUUUUUUUUUUUUUUUUUUUCUAUCGUUAAUUUAUCCGAUUGGUCUAAGGGAAACCUGGGACUGUGGUGACGUCAUUGGAAACCUAUCCAUAAAUUGUCAUUUUUUUUUUGUCUCCUGAAAUGUUUCACAAUUUGUGAUGUUGCAGGCCACCAUAGAAAGACUUCAAUCUGACCUUGAAAAUUUCAUACAUCACCCCAAAAAUCAUUUCUUAAAGCUUUAAAAGGAAAAACAAAGAAUGUUUACUCGGGAGAGCCGAUUGUCGAAGUGGUCAAAAAAUAAGUGACUGAGCCCCUUUUUUAAAAAUUCU